AUGAUCGGCCUCCCACAGGACAUGAGCGAUCGCCCCACGAUCCUCUGUCUGUCUCUCCGCAGAAACAAAUUCACCAGCAUCGUUAACGUCUACACCCCCACCCUCAAUACCAGAUCAGACGACGUGAACUGCGAAUUCUACGAAGACCUGAAAACUCGCCUUAUGAUUGUGCCGCAAGUGCACACACUUGCUGUGCUUGGUGAAUGCAAUGUUCACAUCGAUAUACAACACGCUACCCGGGGUAAAGUGCUUGGUCGCCAAGGCAUUGGCGACUGCAACAGCAAUGGACUCCUUCUCCUGCAGGUAUGGACAGAACGCGACAGUUCGGCCUUUGUUGCCGACGAUGUCCACCGUGUGGUCCACAACAUGGUGGAGCAGCGACGGUGA
This is a messenger RNA of Spirometra erinaceieuropaei, 387 nucleotides long. The record is from the annotation of a GenBank genome assembly. NCBI's taxonomy places the organism in Eukaryota, Metazoa, Platyhelminthes, Cestoda, Diphyllobothriidea, Diphyllobothriidae.